AUGGCGAGCAAGCCCACUAUUCGGCAGGUCUUGGAAGACCUUGAGACUUCUGCCUUUGAAGAUGCCGGCUACGAGAGCGAGUCUUUCGACGUAGAACAAGAGGAAACUGCUCUGAGCUCCAUCAAAAAGAGCCUCACCAUCUGCUUUCCCAUUCGAUCCAACUACAGCCCGAGCUGGAAUACCUCAGCAGCCUUCCGCGAGCUUGUGCAGAAUUGGAGAGACGGUAUCAUCCAGUCAUUCAAAUUGAAAGAGACCCAGUUCUAUGUUGCUAAAGAGGACAAGUCGACCGAUCUGAAAGCAGAAAUACUCUUCAAGGCACUAAAUAAAGCACCUGGAGUCUCUGACCAUGAUUCCUGCAUGGGUUUCAUCAGGUUUUCCGGGCGACAUGGCACCGGGAUCGUCGAGAUCACCAAUCGGGCCGCGUCCCUGCAGCCAAAACACUUGGAUUUCGGACAAAGUGACAAGAGGGGGAACGAAAAUCAAGCCGGUGUCCAUGGGGAGGGCCUGAAAGUCGCUCUAUUGGUUUUCCUACGCCGAAACCAUCGCGUCCGUUGCAUCAGCGGCAACGUCAUGUGGAACUUCAACUUCACUACCGCUGGCAAGCUCGUCGCGAGGCUCAAUAAAAUGCAGCAAGAAGCCGUCAUCAGAGAGAAGCGCUCUGCAAAGAAACUCAAGGAUGACCAUGCUGUUCCUUUUCAAGUGUCUCCCUAUCAUGACGUGAGAUUCUUCAUUGGCGAAAAGGGCAAGGGUAGAGAUGGGAUUGGUGAAUCAACACAACGGCAGCACGUUUCGUUGGAGACUUUCAACACGUGGUGCCGCUCAGCCUUGUUCUUGCGUGACCUUCCCAACCAGGAGGAAACGCUCAUCACAACGAAGCACGGCGAGCUUAUCCUUGAUGUUUCAGUCCAGGGAAACCUCUACCUAAAAGGCCUCUUGCUCAUGGAGUCCAACCCUGAUUACUCCGCAAGCAUAUCAGGACGGCCGCUCAAGUACGCAUACAAUUUUCGGCAUGGCGCAACCAACCGAGACAGAAAAUCUAUCGCAAGCUCAAAUACAGAAUGCUGGACGAUUCUCAACAUCUGGAAUGACGCGUUGCAACAGAAACCAGACCUCAUUGCGGCCCUACAUGAGAUGCUUCUCUCCACAGAUCCUGGAUAUGCGGAUGUGCACUUGGCUGAGUCGCUCAUGGGAAUUGAGUUGGCAAAGAAAUUGAGAGACCAUCUCUUUUCUGAUCAGUCUAAAUGGUACUAUUCCGAUAAAGAGAUUUCCGAGGAUCCUCGCCUCAAAACGAUCAUACAGGGAUUGGGCCGUACGGGAUCCAGGCUUCCUGAUUCCUACUGGUCGAUUUUAUCCAGAUUGCAUCUCAUCCACACUGCGAAGGAAGAGCAGGAGGACCAGUUUUUGAAGUCAAGAAUCGCAAUGGUGCCAGCGGACAAGUUUGCCGAGAGUCUCAGCAAGGUUCUCCGCUCAUGUAUACAAGGGAUACCUGCCGCAGCCCAUAUCAACGUCGAGUUUGUCCAGGCGGGUCAACUCCGCCUCCACACUUAUUUCAAAGAUGUCACUUUCAAAAUUCACCAGAGAUGGCUCGAUAAUGACCAGGUAGUGAGAGAGCUCGGGCUACCCAGCGACGUCCCGGAAAGCGACGUGCUCUUCCAUGCCAUCCAAUGGCUGGUCAGAGAGCUUAUUGACCAGAUGCCCGAAGGCCAAUUCGCUGGAACCGAAGACCACACCGUAGAAUGGGACAAGAAAAGGGUCACCAACUGUGCUGUUCAGAGGCUGUUUGAAUACAUCAACAUCAACAAUAGUGUCACGCUACAUCAGACUCCGUCGGAGGACGCGAGCAAGCUCAUUCUGGAAUGGAAUCGCUUCUCGUCAUGGUGCCAAGAAGCAGUGGUCAAUGUACAGCUGCAUCAUAAGGCCAGUUGCCAGGAAAUUCAUGAUCGCCUUCUCUCCAAAGAAUUUGAUCCAGAGAAAUUGCCUUGUAAAAAACUACAAGAGGAGCCAGCAGAAGACGUCAAGCCAACGGCUUGCUUUUCGAUGAAUGUCCAGCCGGGACUUGGCUCUUACUCCUUCGAGAAUCUGACCCGGGGCUCAGAGUACUUUGGUGUUAUCGUCAAGCAAAGCGAACCAGACUCCAUUGCCUUAAUAUCAGAAAUGUGCAAGCUCCCCCGCCUGCCUGCAGAAGUAAUCGAUCUCACUAUGGAUGAGGUUCCAGCACCUACACAAUCCGAGAUUACUCUUCAUUUGCCGGUAAACCAGUCCCAGAGCGACGAAGACCAAGUGUCUCUCGCCUCCAUCGACGACGUGCGAAGUGGCUCAGAGUACGACGACGAGGAAGAAGAGGCACCAUCAUUCUGCGCUGUAAGACCGAUCGAGAAUCUGGACAUUCUUCAGCCUCGUGAUUGGUACGAGGCACGAUCACACAAUGUGGAGGGUGCCGUUAUAGGGAUCCUCAAGCCUAAAUCGACAAGAGGCCGCAAACGACAACGCGAACAACACGAGGCUCUCCCACGGCCCAAGCGAGUUGCUAAGUCUACGCGCAUCGGGCGACUCAGAGAUAUCUCACGCGACUCUGCGGACCCGCCCUCUCUCAGCUCCAUGUCCAGCUGA
Molecule: messenger RNA, 2610 nt
Organism: Clonostachys rhizophaga
Lineage: Eukaryota; Fungi; Ascomycota; Sordariomycetes; Hypocreales; Bionectriaceae
Source: the annotation of a GenBank genome assembly